AUGUUCGUGUCUUUGUGGGAGUUUUUCUAUGGACACUUUUUCCGAUUUUGGAUGAAAUGGGUCUUACGGCAGAUGACUGGGAAGUGUGAAUUGCAGCGAAUUUUUGAUACCUAUGGAGGGGCACAGAGGACCUACAGAAUAGAAAAUUCCUUGACAUAUUCCAAGAGUAAGGUCCUACAGAAUGCAACACAAGUUGCCGAGAACGAACUGGACAGGUGUAUAGUGAACAUCAUGAAGGAAAAGAACAUCUGCCCAGAGAAGGACACCAGUUUUCAAAUCUGCAUGAGGACGUGCUUACUGCAGAUAACUGGCUAUAAGCAGCUCUACUGGGAUGUAGAAAAUGUGAGGAAAAAGCCUUAUGAUUCUGCCAAUGCACAGCAUGAAAAACUGCUGCUCAAGCUUUGGACUCUUCUGAUGCCCACGAAAAAGUUGAAGGCCCGGAUCUCUAAGCAGUGGGCAGACAUUGGUUUCCAAGGUGAUGAUCCCAAAACAGACUUCAGAGGCAUGGGCAUACUCGGAUUGAUCAAUCUUGUGUAUUUCAGUGAAAACUACACCAGUGAAGCGCAUCAGAUUCUCUCCCGCUCAAAUCACCCCAAAUUAGGGUAUUCUUAUGCAAUAGUUGGAAUCAACCUUACAGAGAUGGCUUAUAGCUUACUGAAGAGCGAGGCCUUGAAGCUCCACCUCUACAACUUUGUCCCUGGGGUGCCAACGAUGGAGCACUUCCACCAGUUUUACUGUUACCUUGUCUAUGAAUUUGACAAGUUCUGGCUUGAGGAAGAGCCAGAGAGCAUUAUGUACUUCAACUUGUACCGAGAGAAGUUUCACGAGAGGAUCAAGGGACUCUUGAUGGAUUGCAAUGCUGUGCUCACUUUGAAAACAUGAACCACCCGAGGAUCUUCACUUUCUACCAUGUUUUGCACACACAACAGAAUUUAUAUGUUAUUAUAGAAAUUAUCUGAUUAACUACGUUCAUAUAAUUUCCUACAAAAAAUACUUCAGAAACUCUAUUUAAGAAAGCUAGCAGACAAUCAGUGUAUGUUUACAGUUGUUUAUACACUGUUCUCCAAAGGUCCCUUACCCUUCCAAAGAGCCCUUCCAGAGUCUCACAGACUACAGUUAGGAACUUGGGUCUUAGCCUGUUAGUUUAAAAGUAUAAAUCAGGUAUAUUUAUUGUUAGCCAAUUGAUCAGAAUGUGCACGAAUCUGUUCUCUGUUUAUGUGUGGUGCUCCCAAGCUGGUGUUAGUUUUAAACUGCAGGGUUACUGUUUGCUCUGGAAGUGGCUUUUGAAUGCUCUUUGUCAUUUGGUUUCUGAGGUUCUCUUUGUGUCUCUAGCUCUUGUCAACAUGUCCUAUCCUUGGAGCAGAGAGAGCAUGGCUCUGUCAGGGAGGGUGGACAAUCAUGGCUUCCUUUUGAUUUCCCUGGUGACUGACUAACAGAAAUGAGAAGUGGCAGUAUUGAUGACUAGCUUCUUAUUUAUAAGUAGCCCAUGUUGGAGGUCUUAUUCUAAGGAUUCUAGGCAUUUACUCCAGUUGGACAUUUGCUUUAUAAUACUAGAAAGGAUUUAGCUUUACAGUAUUAUAGGAAUUUAAUAAUUGAUUUCUUAUAAGGAACUUGUUGGCCCUGGUAAUAUAAUAAUUUCAUUUUUGAAAAAUUUUUUGUUAUCCAGGUUUUAUGAUGAAUUGUGUAGCAAAGCCCUAACAAGGAGCACUUGUCUACCAUUACUGUUCUUGUAUUAUAGUGUGAAGUCUUCCAUGAAAGCAGCUGUGCUAGUCUUUAACUUUUGUACCAAAAGUACUUGCGCAUGUAUUUUAAUCUCUGAGCAGCCUAGAUCUUGGACUGAUUUAACUCUUUAUCUGCAUAUGUAAUAAAAAGACUACUUGAAGUAUGAAAGAGGAAAUAAUAAUUAAUAAUAAUAAUAAUAAGUAAUUAUUUCCCAGCAGAAAAAACCUCCGAUGAUGCUAAGAACAUAUUGUCAUGGUUUGGUUAAUGUCACAGUCUUUAAAUCCUCCUUUGUUUGUACAUUGCAGGUACUGUUUUUUUGUUUGGUUUUUUUUUUUGUUGUUAAAAUUAUCAUUAGCCAUUUCAGAUAAUUAUAUAGUGAACUGAUUUUACAGCUAAUUCCAGCUUCAAAAUUCUGAUAUUCUGGGAGCUUGACUGUCACUAGUUGUACACUAGAAUGUACCAGGAACCCCUGGCCGACAGGCUUGGCAUAUGCAGGAAAGGAACAGCACAGUCCGUUUCCUUUACUUGCAUCAAACAUCAGAACAUCAUACAGUUUUAAAACCCAUGUUUAGAUGCUCACCUGUGUCUAGGACUAGUAAAAUUACAAUGUAGCAAUCGAUAGUAGUGGCAUUGAAGCACAAGAAAGUUAUGUUAUUUUUAGAUUAAAUCAAGUAGAAUUGAUGUGGAGAUGGAUUCUUGUACAUGUGAUAGUGAAGACAUUUUACCAGUGGCAAGAGUAGCAUAAAAAUAUAACCACAACAUUUAACAGUUCAAAUGCUCUGAAAGACAAUCUUUUUAAACAUGGGAGACACUUGGGUAUCAUGGAACCUAGACCAGGCUCUUUGUAAAUAAAUGUAACAAUACAGCUAGGUAUAAAAAUGAACUUAAACUGGCACCAUUUACAGUUCAAAAAUGAGACUCUUUUUCUUACAAAUUUCUACCCUGUUUUUUCUUUCUUUCUCUUUUAUAGCUACUUAGAUUUGUGUUAUUUUUCUAUGAAAAUGUAUGCAGCAUUUAUUCUCCCCUUAACGUUGUCCAUUAUUCAUAUCAUUCUGUCCCUUAAGAGUAUUCAGCGAAAGGGAUUUUGAUUAAAAGUUUUGCUCAAAGAAAAACGAUUACUUGGGGGUGAAAAGCAACCCUUCAUUUCUGCAGCAGAGGGAAACAACAGCAUAGAAGAUGGAGCUUUGCCCAGGAUGGUGAUAGUUUCUAACUGGGGACCAGCAGCUGCAUCCCCAGGACAGGUGCUCUACUCUAAUCCACACAGGAUGGUGCGUCUGGGGAGGCUUUGUCAUCAUGUUCAUGUGUAGUAGCCUCUCCAUACAAAUGGCUUUUAAAUGAAGAUGACUCUUUCACACUCUGAGAAAAAUCAUGAUGUGUAUUUUUUUCUGUCUCCAGUUUUUGAUGAGAUAAAAGUUUUAAAUGUAGUGUAGGUAGGACCCAACAACCACAUUGACUUUGGUAGGGUAGUUCUAUGUUUUGUUAAAGUCCUGAUACAUAUUUAAGCUGUAGUGUUCCCUGGAGGGAAAGUACCAGUUGGUAACUUAAUUUUUUGUCUAUUUUGCAUCAAGCAUUUGAAUUUCAUGUAAAAGUAAUAGUGUGAGAUGUGAUGUCCAUUCGUUUGUAAUGUUAAGUGAGAAUAAAAUCACAGCUGAGACUGA
Molecule: messenger RNA, 3380 nt
Organism: Mastomys coucha (southern multimammate mouse)
Lineage: Eukaryota; Metazoa; Chordata; Mammalia; Rodentia; Muridae
Gene: Elmod2
Product: ELMO domain containing 2
Exons: 8
Coding region: 1-882 (293 amino acids)
Cellular component (GO): membrane
Molecular function (GO): GTPase activator activity
Source: RefSeq, a predicted model, not a curated record